Molecule: messenger RNA, 384 nt
Organism: Eruca vesicaria subsp. sativa (arugula)
Lineage: Eukaryota; Viridiplantae; Streptophyta; Magnoliopsida; Brassicales; Brassicaceae
Source: the annotation of a GenBank genome assembly
AUGGCGAAUACACAGACUUACGACUUCCUGAUCUUCGUAGCAGACAUGAAGAAACCGUUAGAUCGAAAAUCGAUAAGAAUAAGGAGAAUUCCGAAGACGGCUGCGAGUCUUCGACGUGAACCUCCUGGCGCUGCAUCGUGUUGGCAGGCAGAGGUGGAGCUGGGGGACACGGGAUACCUAACCAUCGCGAUGAGAGAUUCAAUACCUGUCAUGCUAAGACUAUGUCAUUUGUUUGUGGUAGAGACCAUUCAAAAAAGUUCAAACCUGAAGAUAUGCAGAUACAAAUACAAGGAAAGAAUUGUGUGGUCACUUGAGUUAACUCUGGUAUUGGUUACGCAGCUGCAGAAGGUCUUGCUUCACGGUAAAGCUUUGUCUCAGUUAUGA